Molecule: messenger RNA, 2057 nt
Organism: Pseudomyrmex gracilis
Lineage: Eukaryota; Metazoa; Arthropoda; Insecta; Hymenoptera; Formicidae
Product: probable tRNA (uracil-O(2)-)-methyltransferase
Exons: 2
Coding region: 16-1926 (636 amino acids)
Biological process (GO): tRNA methylation
Molecular function (GO): tRNA (uridine) methyltransferase activity
Source: RefSeq, a predicted model, not a curated record
UUCAUAUUUGUCAUAAUGUCGGAUAAACAGAUGAGGUUCGAACAGAUUGCUAGUGAGAGCACCAAUUGCAGCGCCUCGCAAUUUUGGAGAGCUAUCGCAAUCUGGAUGAGAAAUCCUCACACUGUGAAUCGUAGAAUCUUAGCAUCUCAGGAAGUAUUAGCUGUUGAAAUCAGUUGUGAUCUCGUAGACAUUUUCCGACGCGUCGAGGAGUCCCGAGCUCGGCUGAGCGAGCUUCAUCGUGACAUAUCCGCGGAAAAAGAAAAUUACUUAAGUUAUUUAGCAGAUACAUUAAAUAUUGCAGAAUUUACACGUUGCCAGCCAGUCGAACGCACAGAUUCAAUUGUGACGUCGAGCAGUGAUAAAUGUUAUUUGCUCGUGAAGAAAUUGCUGCCUCGCAACACGCAGAUGUUCUCAUCCACUCUGGAGUUUCUGUUCAUCGACAAGAAGUCCGCCAAUGUUGUUAGUUUUUGUCACAAACCUAUUGUUCAAGACAAACAGUCUUUGGGUCCGGACGUGGUCUACGGUAUACAGCAUCGCGAGUACAACUCCACAAGUAUAAAUAUUUACGAAUCAAACUGGAAAAGCGACAGCGGAUGUUGCGACUGGUUGAGAUUCAAGUUUUUCCCGCGUCUGAUAAAGUGGAUGAAAAAUGAGAACAACACGAUGGUCGAUGGUCCGCGAAUUAACUCUCUCGGUCUUGUUUCCGUUGAGAAAUACACUUCGUUGUACAAUCAGAUGAAACGAAAAUACGGCGAAGCAAUGGUAAAGAUUUGGCCGGAAAACACGGAUCCGAUGAAAUUCGUUUACGAGGACGUCGCGAUCGCGACUUACUUGCUUCUGUUGUGGGAGAAGGAGAGGCUGGAAAAGGAUACGCGGGAUUUGCAGUCGUUUGUCGAUCUCGGUUGCGGAAAUGGUCUUCUCGUUCACAUUUUGUCCAGUGAGGGUCACAGAGGAACGGGAAUCGACUUGCGCAGUCGUACGAUCUGGAAUUUGUUCCCGGAAAGCACUCGCUUGCAAGUAAGCACGAUUGUUCCGUCUUGGGACACCGUUUUUCCGGGAGUGGAUUGGAUUAUUGGGAAUCAUUCGGACGAGCUCACUCCGUGGAUUCCUGUGAUCGCUGCGCGCAGUUCCUACGACUGUCGAUUCUUCCUGUUGCCGUGUUGCGCCUACGAGUUUGACGGCAAAAAAUAUCGGCGCAACAACGCUGCCGAGAGCCAAUAUUCCGAGUACAUGUCUUACAUUAGAAACGUAUGCGACGACUGCGGUUUUCUCACGUUGACCGACAGAUUGCGAAUUCCGUCGACCAAGCGAAUCUGUUUCGUCGGGUGGGAGAGAACGUACGCGAAGGAAGACAUCUCGAAGCUGGACGCCAAUAUUCAGCGCGUUAUAAACGCGAGAUCGACCACGUCUCAGAAAUCGAUUGUUACUAAGAACGAAAAUACGAACGAAAACGGCAAUUCGUGGUCCGCGAGUUUCAAGCCAAGAAGUACGACAGAACGAACGCGAAAUUGCACGCAGCUAGACAGAAAAUUAGUUCUCGAGAUAGUCAACAUCGUCGCUACGCAUCUCUUGGGUGAGGAUCGUAGGAUACCGCUCGAGUGGAGAUCCGGUGAAACGUGGAACGCCGGCGGUCAAGUAGAAAUCAGCGAGCUGGUGAAGCUGAUAGCGCCCGAGAUGUUGCAGCAUCUGCGAAAAGAGUGCGGCGGAUUGCAAACUUUACUGAAGAAUCACAGUCACAUCUUUUGCGUCGCUCAGGGAAAAGUGCAGCUUAGAAUUCCCGGUGCCGGUGACAACGCACGAAAGAAGAAAUCGAAGAGAAGAAAGAUUAACGACACACCCUUGAGAAAAGUGAAACCUUGUUGGUUUUACAAAAAUCAUCCUGACGGUUGUCCCGCUCGUGAAAUCGAUUGCAACUUUCAGCACUGAGUUCUCCGUGUGCUUGUUAUUUUACGUUUGUAUAAAUUUUGUAUAAAUAUUAUGUAUAUACAUAUGUACACAUUGUUUUAUAAAAGAAGAAAAUGUCUGUUGUGUACAUAUCGAUGCUGGAAUAAACACUU